AUGGCGAGGAUUCGAGUCGUGGGCGACGUGUGUGGGAUGGGUCCGAUGGAGUUGAGAAGCAUAAUGGCGCAAGCGCACGGGUGGCGGCGAGACGAGCCGCGGUACUGGUACGCGGGGCGGUGGCAGACGAACCGGCAGCUCUACCUCGCCUUGGAGAUCGUGCGAAAGCAGUUACCACGCGACGCCGUCGUGUGCGCGCUGGCGGCGGUGCACGGCCAAGUGCCGUGCCUGCACGCGCCGUGCGUGCUGACCCUGCACGUGCGGCCGUACUACUCGGAUUUCAGCGUGCUGAAGCAGCUCGUCGAGAUGGAUGAGUUCGGGUUCAUCAAACACUUUCGACCGCGAACUGUCCUGGAUGCAGCCGUCGUCACGUUUUUCGUCCGCUGGUUUUUCUCCUCGUUCCCAGGAGCCAACGUGGGGUAUGCGACGCUCAUAUUCUCCACCUUCUUCCCCAACGCUACUGUGGUCGCCAUAGAGGCGAGCGACAAGAACUUUGAGGUGUUACGCCGUAACACGUAUCGCCUGCGCAACGUUUAUGCGGUGCAUGCGGGGUUGUUUAACCACUCUGGGAUGGUGCUGCUAAGAAAUGGGACACAAACGAAGACGAGGGAGGGGUGGCAGUAUGUGGUUACGCCAGUGCCCUCUAAUAGCAGCGGUGAUACAAACGAAGGUGAUACUAACGAGCAUGUUCAGGAGGGAGUAGAGGGUGAAGCGAAGAGCAGCAACAGCAGCGGAGUGGCAAGCACGGUGGCAGCUGAGGGGGGUGUUACUAUCCGUGCUGUGACUGUAGGCGAUGUGCUAAAGCAGGUUGGGUUGGCGAGAUUUGAUUUCGUGAAGAUGGAUAUUGAGGGUUCCGAGGCUGAAGUGCUGGCCAUGCCACCAAUGGCAUCCGACUCGGAUGUGACUGAAUCGAAUGCAGAUUCCUCUGCCUCUGGUGAAAUAAGCAGCAGCAAUGGCAGUGACAAUAGCAGCAGCAGCAGCGGCGGCAGUAGCAGCAGCAGCAGCGGUGGCAGUAGCAGCAGCAGCAGCAGCAGGACCAGUAGCACAGCUGACAUCAGCAGGAAAUCUGAUUGGUACGACCCUAGGCCGUGGUUGGAUGAGGUGCGGGUGAUGGCAGUAGAAGUGCACGACCGCAUGAAGCCAAAUUGCACCGUUACUGUAGAGGCUGCUACUGUAGCGCGGCAGUGGCGGCUGCUAGCGCGAUCAGGAGAGUAUCUUGUGCUUGAGAAUGAGAGGUGGAGUGUGAGGAGGGGGAGGCGAGGAGGGGCGGCGGGGCAGAGGGCGGAAGACAGGGAGAAGUUGAGGGAGGUGCAAAGGAAGGAAGGGGAGAGGAGGAAGGAGGGGACAAAGGAGGAGGGGAGGGUGCAGCAAGGAGCGCAGGCAGGUUCAGGAGAGGGGCAAAGGGGGGAGGUAAAAGCAAGACGAUAG
Molecule: messenger RNA, 1428 nt
Organism: Closterium sp. NIES-65
Lineage: Eukaryota; Viridiplantae; Streptophyta; Zygnematophyceae; Desmidiales; Closteriaceae
Source: the annotation of a GenBank genome assembly